Astyanax mexicanus (Mexican tetra) is the source of this 2752-nucleotide messenger RNA. It is a transcript of the gene acer2, whose product is annotated as alkaline ceramidase 2. Gene Ontology annotation, molecular function: hydrolase activity, acting on carbon-nitrogen (but not peptide) bonds, in linear amides. The transcript has 6 exons. Gene Ontology annotation, cellular component: membrane. NCBI's taxonomy places the organism in Eukaryota, Metazoa, Chordata, Actinopteri, Characiformes, Acestrorhamphidae. The coding region runs from base 301 to 1125 and encodes 274 amino acids. Gene Ontology annotation, biological process: ceramide metabolic process. The record is from RefSeq and is a predicted model, not a curated record.
GCGGAUCACAUGUUGCUGUGUUGUUAUUGUGCGCGCGGUGCGGGGGAAUGAUAGCGGCUCCUCUGAACCGGAUCACUCUUCAGCUGGACGGAAAGAUGAGCGGACCGUCGCGAGGGACAGGCCGCAGAUCACCGGAGGAACCCAGCGCGCAGUUCAGGAGCAGUUUAAGUAGUUUGGAGGUGUCGGUGCAGAACUCCUAGCCCGCGCCUGGAGCGACUGAACCUACUGAACCUGUACUGAUCUCGGGUCAGACUGAUCUGCUCUCAGCUGUUCUUUAUUUCUGUAGUUUGCUGAUUAAACAUGAAUGUACUUUUCUGGAAUCAGCUCCAGGCGGGGAGCUCGGAGGUGGACUGGUGUGAAGGGAAUUACCUCAUCUAUCCUGGAAUAGCAGAGUUUUAUAACACGAUAAGCAACAUUCUGUUUUUCAUCCUACCCCCCAUACUGAUGUGUCUGUUUCGACAAUAUGCCACUCAUUUCAACAGUGGGAUUUAUCUGAUCUGGACCCUGCUGGUGGUGGUCGGAAUUGGCUCCACUUAUUUCCAUGCUACGCUGAGUUUCCUGGGGCAGAUGCUGGAUGAACUAGCAAUACUGUGGGUGCUAAUGUGUGCCAUUGGCAUGUGGUUCCCCAAGAGAUAUCUGCCCAAGAUGUUUCGUAGAGACCGGUCCAGGUUUAAAUUGGUCGUCGGCAUUCUCUCAGGGAUCACUACCGGUCUAGCCUUCAUAAAACCAGCCAUUAACUCGAUCUCAUUAAUGACUCUGGGAAUCCCAUGCACAGCUCUUCUCAUCACAGAGCUUAAGAGGUGUGAGAACGUGCGCGUGUUUAAGCUGGGCCUGCUGUCUGGCCUGUGGUGGACUCUGGCGCUGAUGUGCUGGAUCAGUGACCGUAUCUUCUGCGAGAUGUGGUCAUCUGUCAAUUUCCCCUACCUUCACUGCGCCUGGCACAUUUUGAUCUGCCUGGCCUCCUACCUUGGCUGCGUGUGCUUCGCUUACUUCGACGUAGCUUCAGAAGCUCCAGAGCAGGGUCCGGUGGUAAAGUUCUGGCCCAGCGAGAAGUGGGCUUUCAUCGGGGUGCCCUACGUCACACUGCUGUGUGUCCACCGGAAGCCCUCCGUCAAGGUUACAUGAUUGACCCGGAACUGCCUCAUAUGCUGUCAUGUCAUUGCACUUUUAAAUUGGACAGAAGUUGAAGACAUUUUUGUCAGUAUUAAUAAUUUACAUGCUGCAUCUCAUCUGGUUUUAUUGAUUUAAAUUCAGCACCGAAAGAUAACCCCUCAGGAGUUUUUGGAUAGAAGUUUUGUCAAUCAGCACAAAAGAAGCGCACAGUUAUUCACUGAUGCUCAUGUUGGUUCGUAAAAUUAAUAGUAGGUCAGUUCCCUCAAACUGUAUAGUUGUAAUUAUAUACCAGCAAUGCAAUCAAUGACACUUUCACUGCGGUGUAGGGAGGGACACUGGAUUUCAAAAUUUGCUUUACUGUUCAAAAAGCACAAAAGAAAAUAUAUUACCGGUUUUUUUUUGUCCGCACAGAGCCUCACUUUAAGUGAUGCUAAAUUAAUUAUGUAUAAUGUUAUUUCUGUGGUGAUGUUUUUGCCAAUAUGCCAAGAAUUUUUUAAAUAAUCAGCACUUUUUGAUAUUGUAUAUCCCCAAAUAGCCACGUAUUUAAAAAAGAAAAAAAAUUAAGUAUGCUGAAAUGAACAAGAACAAACCUCUUCAAUUAGCCAAACUCUCUUUUUCACAAUUUUUGGUGAGACAAUGAUUUUAUCAGUAUAAAUACUAACACCUUUAAAUUUAGAUCAGUUUGCUAUGAAGUCACUGGUGUGACCUGGAUUAAUGGCAUCUGCAGGCUGUUUUAAGUCAGGCAGAUACACUAGGAUACCAUAAUCUUGUUUGAUCUCACUUUAUGAAGGAUUAAGUUUAAUAUUAACCCGUGUCUUUAGUAUUAACACAUUUUAACACAAAUGUUCUGAUUGUUAAUAGUGAGAUAUAUUUUUGUGCUAAUGUUGAAGGGUUUUGCAGGCGCUAUAGAAGGAUGUAUUUUGGCUUCUGCUAUUAAACGAUUGCAUGGAUGUUGUUUGGUGAACUGCAUAUAAUGGAAUGUUUUCCUGAGAAUGUUUAGCAAAUAUUUGCAAUCUGACUUGUUCUUCAAAUGUUCCCUGGGGGAGGCUUUAUUUGGACAGAUGUCUUGCCAAAAAGUUGUUAUUGAAUGGGGCUCAAAAAUGACUGCACAAAAUUCUCUGCUUCUGGUUGUUGUUGGACUGAGAAGAAAAAAUGCAAUCUGAUACAUGUAAGUGAUGUCAUCGUCAACCCAUUUUCUGUCACACUUGUUUGUUUUUGCUACAUCAUUGCAAAAUUUCAGAAUAUUUUUAAUCUAAAGUGCCACAACUUAGUAUCAGCAUACAGCUGAUACUAAUGAUGCUUUAUCAGAUCCUUCUCAGUAAUAAAGUUGGAAUCUGUCUGUGUUACUACUGCAAAAUCAGCAUUGCCAACUUUUGUAAAGAGACAAAUAUGGGAAGUCUAUUUGACACAUUCUCAACAAACUGUAUGCACAGUACAAACCAUGUGGUGUUUUGCCAUAUUUUGCUGUUUGCCAUUAGGAGGAGAUACAGGGACCAAGUAUCUGAAGACUAUUUAUUUUUCUCCUGUUUGUAACUAAUCUUUUUGUAAGUAUUGCUGAUAAAUAACUGUAAUUUGAACAAAACCAUUUAAUUAUGUAUUUUUGCAUUUUAUUUUCUGUAAUAAAAAAAAUGCCAUAUUA